Tribolium castaneum (red flour beetle) is the source of this 1760-nucleotide messenger RNA. It is a transcript of the gene WASp, whose product is annotated as WASp. The transcript is spliced from 11 exons. Gene Ontology annotation, biological process: actin filament organization. The record is from RefSeq and is a predicted model, not a curated record. Bases 321 to 1691 code for a protein of 456 amino acids. Gene Ontology annotation, molecular function: actin binding. Lineage: Eukaryota; Metazoa; Arthropoda; Insecta; Coleoptera; Tenebrionidae.
AUACAGUGCAUGCGAGAGUGCAUGUAAUGCAAACAGUAAUCAAAUCACUUUCCGCUAGAAUGUAAAGGAAGUUGGGGUAAACCGGCGAGAUAAAGCCUAAAAAACGCAUAUCCAAAUAGUUGGUUGGAGUUUUCCCACGGUCGUGUGAGGCUACAAGCACAAGUGCGUUUUUCGUGAUUAUUAGGCGCAAUAUUGUUUGUUGAAAGCUUGAGAUUUGGAGGACCAAGUGUUGGGUAAAUGAGGACACGUUCUUUCAGGGGCCAAACCGAUCUGUUACCCAACAUUAAACCGCAAAAAUGUACCAGUCAAAGUCGUGAAUAAUGAAAAUGCCGCCGCCUGGCAUCGAUAACAAAAACUCGCGACUGCUCAAUUACGAGGAGAACCUGCAAAUUUUCAGGUUACUGGGAAAUCGGUGUCAGUCAUUAUGCACAACAGUAGCCCAACUAUUUUGUACGGAACCCCCUAUUCACAGCCAAUGGAUCAAAAAGGACGUGGGUGUGCUCUGUUUUGUUAAAGACAACAGCAGGAAGAAUUAUUUCUUUCGGCUGUUUUGCCUCAAACGCAAUAUGAUGGUGUGGGAGCAGGAAAUGUACAAGAAUAUGGAAUACAAUGAUAGCACUUUAUUUUUGCAUAUUUUUGAAGGAGAGGACAUGAUGGUCGCUUUUAAUUUUGCAAGCACUGAUGAAGCAAAAGAGUUUAAGGCGGUCGUUGACGAGAAACUUAUGGUUCGCAGAAAGCGAGAAGAACGGCGCCAGAAACAAAUGAGAACCCCCACGUCCCAGCAAAACAACAUCGUUAACUCCAACACCCUCCGCGCCCCCCACGAUUAUAGAAAAGUAUCAGAUCCAGUGGUAAAACAAGCAAAACGCAAACGAAACAUUACAAAGGCCGACAUCGGUGUUCCUCUCGAUUUUAAACAUAUUUCACACGUGGGCUGGAACCCAGACUCCGGCUUCGAUAUCGACAGUCAAGACGAACAAUUGAAAUGUUUUUUCGAAAAAGCCGGAAUUUCCGAAAAACAGUUACAAGAUCGCGACACAAAAGAAUUCAUUUACGAUUUUAUCAACAAACAUGGGGGCCGUGAAGCUAUCGAAGAAUCAACGAGCAGACACUCGGCACGAAAAGCCCCAGCUCUGCCCCCAUUCACACAGGCGCCGCCUGUGCCUCCGGUGCCCCCCAGAGGCCCCCUGAGGUCGCACGCCUCAAGCCACAGAGUGGCGCCGCCGCCGCCGCCAGCGCCCGCUAGUAUCACAAAUUCGGUCGAAAAUGAGAAGGUAAUACCGCCGCCGCCGCCGCCACUGGCCGAUCUCGAGGCGGUGCCGCCGCCUCCGGUGCCGGCGUUCGACUUGUCGCAGGGUGACGGUCCGAUACCGCCGCCCCCGGCCAUGGGGUCGGCACUUUUGGAUAGUAUUAAGACAGGGACGACUUUGAGACCUGUCGAGGAACGAAAAAUGCCCACGACGCCAGUGGUUGAAGAUUCGCGUGGUCAGCUAAUGAAGGAGAUACAGAAAGGGUUGAAGUUGAAGCCGGUUUGUGAGAGAGAUGUCAAGCCGGUGAAUAAUGUGGUGGAGACGAGGAGUGGCGAUUUGGCGGAAGCGUUAGCUAGGGCUUUGGCCGAGAGGAGUAAAGCCAUACAUUCAGAGGAUGAUGACGAUGAAGAGGAUUCCAAUGAUGACGAAUGGGAGGAUUAAGGGGGUUUUGGGGUGGAAUAUAUGAGAGAAAGAUUUAAAAAAAUAUUAAUAAAGAAUUUAUCUUAGUAA